This is a messenger RNA of Salvia splendens (bonfire salvia), 3310 nucleotides long. RefSeq names its product putative pentatricopeptide repeat-containing protein At1g13630. NCBI's taxonomy places the organism in Eukaryota, Viridiplantae, Streptophyta, Magnoliopsida, Lamiales, Lamiaceae. Bases 90 to 2567 code for a protein of 825 amino acids. Gene Ontology annotation, cellular component: chloroplast. The transcript is spliced from 6 exons. The record is from RefSeq and is a predicted model, not a curated record. Gene Ontology annotation, molecular function: protein binding. Gene Ontology annotation, biological process: mitochondria-nucleus signaling pathway; chloroplast-nucleus signaling pathway.
UUCGUCUUAAACCCUAAACCCUAAUACCCAAAUUUCAAUUUUUCGUAAAUUUCCAUUUAUUUCACCACUCUUGGCAGUCACGAUGCUCAAUGUUCCGGUUAACCACAAGACAACGCCGUCUUCUACCCCUUCGGUUCUUCACCUCAUCUCCGGCGUUCUGCUCGAUUAGCUCCGCCGCCGCCGCCGCCGUCACGGAUUUCCCUCAAAACGAUGUUGUCUCACAAAUUAUCUGCCAUUUCAUCUCUUCUCCGCCUCGUUACAGUCAAAGGCUCUUAUUGAAUUCCCUCAGAAACAGCAAUUGGUUCAGGAAGGAAGUUCCCGAGUUGGAACCUUCGGAAAUUGACUCUAUCAUUGGGAAAAUUAGCUCGCAAAGUGCCAUAGAGUUCUUCUUCUUGUUGCAAAAUGAGUUUGGGUUCAAGCACUCACAGAACUCGCAGUUCUUCAUUGCGCAUUUAUUGGCGGAGAAGAGGCGGUACCGUGCGCUGUUCUGUCAUAUGCGGGUGGUUAUUGAGGAUCAAGGCUCUGGAUCUGCACCCUUGCUUUGUGAGCUGCUUUUGAAAAGCUUUAGGGGCUGGGACUCAAACCAUGUGGUGUGGGAUAUGCUCGCAUUUGUUUACUCCAGAACUGAUAUGGUUCACGAUGCUCUGGUUGUGCUGACAAAGAUGAAAGACUUAAACAUCCGGCCGUCAAUUAUGACAUACAAUAGUUUGUUGCACAACUUGAGGGAAACUGAUAGAGUGUGGGAUUUUUAUAGUGAACUUGAAGACAAUGGACUACAACCAACUGAUUAUACAUACUCAAUUUUCCUUGAUGGUCUUUGCAGGCAGUCCUUGGUUCUCGAAGCUAUUAAUUUCCUUAGGGAGAUAAACAAGGAAGUGGCUGAGCCUUGUGUUGUUUGCUUCAACACUUUGAUGUCAGGAUUCUGUAGGAAGGGUUUAAUAGGUAUUGCUAAAUCAUUAUUUUGUAUGAUGUUCAAGUAUGGAUUAAUUCCUGAUAGAUACAGUUACAAUAUACUCAUUCAUGGGUUAUGUGUAAGUGGUUCAUUGGAAGAAGCCUUAGCUUUUGCAGUUGACAUGGAAAAGCAUGGAUUACAUCCUGAUCAGGUGACUUAUAACAUUCUCUCCAAAGGAUUUCGUUUACUUGGUACAAUGAAUGGAGUUUGGAAGGUUUCUGAGAAAAUGCUACAGACUGAAGCAGACCCUGGCCUGCUUACCUACACAAUACUUAUUUGUGGGAAUUGCCAAACAGGUAACAUUGAAGAGGGUUGUAGACUGCGAGAGGAGAUGAUUUCUAAAGGUCUAAAGUUAAAUGAUAUCUCAUAUCGUGCGUUACUAAGUGGCUUGUGUAGAAACGGACAGAUAAAUGAGUCUCUGAGUUUGCUUUCUGAGUUGAGUAAUGACGGCUUAAAGCCAGAUCUUUUUAUGUUCUCUAUGGUCAUCCAUGGUCUCUGCAAGCAGGGCGAGGUAGCCAUCCAACUGUACAGGGAUAUGUUUUUAAAUGGAGUCUACCAGAAUUCUUUCCCUCACAGGUCCAUUUUGAUUGGAUUGUGUGAGAAGAGAACAAUGUUUAAGGCAAGAAGUUACUUUAAUGCAUUGGCAAAAGGUGGCUUUAUACAUGAUAUUGUACUGUAUAAUAUUAUGAUUGAUGGAUAUGUUAAAGUUGGUAAUGUGGCAGAUGCUCUAGGAUUGUACGAAAGUUUAUUGGAGAAAGGGAUUCCUCCAACUGUAGUUACUUUCAACACCCUGAUAAAUGGAUUGUGCAAAGCCAGAAAACUAGCUCAGGCCAGAAAGUGGCUGGAUGGCAUGAAGAUGCACAAUGUAGAACCAACUACCGUUUCGUAUACUACAAUUAUGAAUGCCUUUUGUGAAGUGGGGAAAUUAGAAGAUACCUUUGAGCUAUUUGAGGAAAUGAAAAAAAAUGGUAUUGAGCCAAAUCAAGUAACUUAUACAGUGCUUAUGAAAGGGCUGUGUAAGCGAGGGAAGCUGGAAGAAUCUGUUGCAAUUCUCCGGGAUAUGUUAGCUAAGGGUAUCUCUCCAGAUCAAAAUUUAUAUAAUGCUUUGAUCCAAUGCUUUUGUAAAGCUCGAGACUUUAAAAGAGCAUUUCAAUUACAUGCCGAGAUGGUACAGCUUAAUAUUAAGCCAAAUAUUGUGACUUACAAUAUUCUUAUCAAUGGUUUAUGUGUAUAUGGAGAUCUAAUUGUUGCUGAAAAGCUAUUUUAUGAUCUCCAAUGUCAAAACUUCAAAUUGCCGAAAGUUGCGUUCACUACUCUUAUAAAAGCAAAUUGUGCAAAGGGAGAUGUUGAAAAGGCUAUGGUACUCUUUCGUCAAAUGGCAGAAACUGGCUUUGAGAUUUCACUAAAAGAUUAUAGUGCAGUAAUUAAUAGACUCUGCAAAAGAUCUUUGCUGAAUGAUGCCAUGGAUUUUUUUCGAAUGAUGCUAGUUGACGGUAUAGCUCCUGACCAGCAAAUAUGUUCAGUUAUACACUACUCAUUACACCAAGCUGGUUUUGUCAUUGCCGAGUUUCAAGUUUAUGUUUUAAUGAUCAAAUUUGGCUUUGCUCCUGGUUGAACUGUAUGGAAUGUGUUUGGUUUUGUUCAUCACCAUGCAUCCUCUAGUGAUCAAAUACUUCGAUAAGGGGGGACAACGUAAUUUACUAUUUUUGCUAGUAUUCAUUUCCUGAUUUCAAGGAGGACCUUAUUGCCCCUAAGAUUUUCUGCUGAAGAGAUCAUCACCGGGAUGUACAAAGAUUGUAAUAUUGGUGUAAGAUGGAGUACUGCCAAAAGGAUACACAAUUUUAAAGUCUUGCAGGUUCUGAUUUUUACUUCUACCGUUGAGGAGUUGGAGAUCCUUGCUGCAUCAGUGCAUCUGUCUUGUUGUUGAACAUAUUUGAAGAAAGUAAUCUCUUGAGAAUAUUUGAUCGUACUUCUUGCGGAGAUUUAAGGAUGAAAUUAUACUAUGCUGCAAAUGUCCUCUGGAUUCCAAUGCUGCAAUCUCAUCUGCAGAGCUUCGACAUCCAUAGCCGCAGCUUCAGUCGCGCGUGAAAGGAUUUCUGUGUUCAGAGUAUUGCCGCUGCAGAGAGCUCAAUCAACAAACCCUACGGACAGAACCUCUGAUCAUCGAUGAUCUCUGCAGUACAGAGGUUUGUUCCCCUGCUCUAUUAUUGCCUUGUCUGGGGAUGGAGAAAAAUGCAAAGAACAUGACUGUACAUUUUAGAUGUCUGUACAUGUUUACAUUGAGUUGUAAGAUUAUUUUAGUCAUAUGGGGUUAGUUAUGACUAAUUAUCCCAUAAUUAUCUAUCUAGAAUUGAGUUA